Molecule: messenger RNA, 378 nt
Organism: Arabis nemorensis
Lineage: Eukaryota; Viridiplantae; Streptophyta; Magnoliopsida; Brassicales; Brassicaceae
Source: the annotation of a GenBank genome assembly
AUGGAACCCUGUGCUUGUGAAGAGGCGAGGCAAAAAUGCACAAACGAGUACUGUGUGCUUGCGCCUUACUUGCCUGCGAACAAUCCGGAGGUUUACGCUUGUUUGUCUCAAGUGUUUGAGAUUAGCGUUGUGGUUAAAAAUCUCAAGGAUCUUGAGCCUAGCCAGAGGCAAAAAUGCGUGGACUCCUAUUAUUUCGAGGCAAAAUACCGUCUCCUAGACCCAGUCUUGGGCUACGAUGGUUUGGUUCGCCACCUCCAGCGUCAAAUUGAAGACCUUAAGCUCGGUUUGGAGAUGGACAAGAGGGGAGCUCAAGGCUUUGCAAGAGGCCCACUAUCACAAUCUUAUGGAACAACGACAACACCAUCAACAUCCGAUUAG